GGGCGGUCCCAGGGGUGAGGAGCGGACGCUCCAGGACGAGCCUCCCGCGGGUCCCCGCCCCGGUCACGUGGGCGACGGACCCGGCCGCUGCCGGUCGGUCCGCUGGUUGGUUGGUCAGUUGGUCCGUGGGGUCAGUGGCCUGAAGCUCGGUUCUCAGCUCUCACGUUCUGAGGUGGGAGGGACACGGUAGCAGCCCGCACACCUGAGUCGUCCUGAGAGGAGCCGCAGCUCCGCACCCAGUAAGAUGAGAAGAUGAGGCCAGGCAAGCAACAGGAGUCAUGGCUUCUGAUGCGAGUCAUGUGUUGGAGGCUGCCCUGGAGCAAAUGGACGGGAUCAUUGCAGGCACUAAAACAGGUGCAGAUAUUAGUGAUGGUAGCUGUGAGCCUGAACUCACUUCCCCGGCCUCCUGCAUGAACCCCUUCCCAGUGCUCCAUCUCAUCGAGGACUUGAGGCUGGCGCUGGAGAUGCUGGAGCAUCCUCAGGAGAGAACGGCCCUCCUGAGCCAGAUUCCGGGCCCAACAGCUGCCUACAUAAAGGAGUGGUUUGUGGAGAGCUUGUCCCAGGUAAACCCCCACAGUACUGCUAGUAAUGAAACCUACCAAGAACGCUUGGCACGUCUAGAAGGAGAUAAGGAGUCCCUCAUAUUACAGGUGAGUGUCCUCACAGAUCAAGUGGAAGCCCAAGGGGAGAAGAUCCGGGACCUGGAAGUAUGUCUGGAAGGACACCAGGUGAAACUCAAUGCUGCUGAAGAAAUGCUUCAACAGGAGCUCCUAAGUCGCACAUCUCUUGAGACCCAGAAGCUUGAUCUGAUGACUGAAGUGUCUGAGUUGAAGCUCAAACUGGUUGGCAUGGAGAAGGAGCAGAGAGAGCAAGAGGAGAAGCAAAGAAAAGCAGAGGAAUUACUGCAAGAACUCAGGCAUCUCAAAAUCAAAGUUGAAGAGUUAGAAAAUGAACGGAAUCAAUAUGAGUGGAAGUUGAAGGCCACUAAGGCUGAGGUAGCCCAGCUACAGGAGCAGGUUGCCCUGAAGGAAGCAGAAAUUGAGCGCCUGCACAGCCAGCUCUCGCGAACCACAGCCCACAGAGACCAUACAGAGAGAGACCAAGAAAUUCAACGUCUGAAAAUGGGAAUGGAAACUUUGCUUGUCGCAAAUGAAGAUAAGGAUCGUCGGAUAGAAGAGCUUACGGGGCUAUUAAACCAGUACCGGAGAGUAAAGGAGAUCGUGAUGGCAACUCAAGGGCCUUCAGAAAGAACUCUCUCAAUCAAUGAAGAAGACCUGGAUGGAAGUUUUAAAAAGUGGAACUCUGCAAAUAAAGGACCCGAAGAAUUAUUUAAGCCAGAGAUGCUUCCAAGAUGUAGCUCUCCCACAGUGGGGCCACCACCACUGCCACAGAAAUCACUGGAAACCAGAGCUCAGAAGAAACUCUCCUGUAGUCUAGAAGACUUGAGAAGUGGAUCUGUGGAAAAGUGUGUUGAUGGGAACCAGCUCUCCUCGGUGGUAGAACCCAAGGGUAGCCCUUUCCUGGUGGAGCACAAAUACCCCACAUUACCUGGGAAGGUUUCAGGAGCCACGCCCAAUGGAGAGGCUGCCAAAUCUACUCCGGCAGCCUCCCAGCCUGACCCCACAGGGAGCAGCCUGCUGAGACUGAGAGAAACAGAAAGUAGUUGGGAUGACACUGCUAUGGCCAACGACCUCUCAUCCACCUCAUCGGGGGCUGAGUCGGCCCCCCAGUCUCCUCUGACUCCAGAGGGUAAACGGAGCCCCAAGGGCAUCAAGAAGUUCUGGGGAAAAAUCCGAAGAACUCAGUCAGGAAACUUCAACACUGAUACACCUGGAAUAGCAGAGUUUCGACGAGGUGGGCUCCGAGCAACUGCAGGGCCAAGACUCUCCAGAACCAGAGACUCUAAGGGUCAGAAAAGUGAUGCCAGUGCCCCCUUUGCCCAGUGGAACACAGAGCGUGUAUGUACAUGGCUGGAGGAUUUCGGCCUGGGUCAGUACGUGAUCUUUGCCAGACAGUGGGUGACCUCUGGCCACACAUUACUGACAGCUACCCCUCAGGACAUGGAAAAGGAGCUAGGAAUUAAGCACCCUCUACACAGGAAGAAGCUGGUUUUAGCAGUGAAAGCCAUCAACACCAAGCAGGAGGAGAAGUCUGCACUGCUAGACCACAUUUGGGUAACACGAUGGCUUGAUGAUAUUGGCCUACCCCAAUACAAAGACCAAUUUCAUGAAUCCAGAGUUGAUGGACGAAUGCUGCAAUACUUAACUGUGAAUGAUCUACUCUUCUUAAAAGUCACCAGUCAACUACAUCAUCUCAGCAUCAAAUGUGCCAUUCAUGUGCUGCAUGUCAACAAGUUCAACCCCCACUGUCUGCACCGGCGGCCAGCUGAUGAGAGUAAUCUUUCUCCUUCAGAAGUUGUGCAGUGGUCCAACCACAGAGUGAUGGAGUGGUUGCGAUCUGUGGACCUGGCAGAGUAUGCACCCAACCUUCGAGGGAGUGGUGUCCAUGGAGGUCUCAUUAUCUUGGAGCCACGCUUUACUGGGGACACACUGGCUAUGCUCCUCAAUAUCCCACCACAAAAGACACUCCUCAGACGCCACCUAACCACCAAAUUCAGUGCCUUGAUUGGUCCUGAGGCUGAACAGGAAAAGCGAGAUAAAAUGACCUCUCCAGCCUACACACCACUGACUACCACAGCCAAAGUCCGGCCAAGGAAACUAGGAUUUUCACAUUUUGGAAACAUAAGAAAAAAGAAGUUUGAUGAAUCAACAGACUACAUUUGCCCAAUGGAGCCCAACGAUAGUGCUGGUGAUGGGCACAGUGUCUACAGUGGCUACCGGUGCACUGACCUUCUCAAUGCCCCAGAACUAGACGGGCUGGAUCAGGUGGGGCAGAUUAGCUGAUGCCCUGGCCACCUGCUUUGUCUGUGCACCUGAAAACUCACAAUAAUACCGUGUGUGUCACCAUAUAACUACACCUCACCCCUUGCCUAUGUGCAUGACUUGCAGAGAACAUUCCAGCAAUUGUGUACCCUUGGACCAUUCCUGAGAGUGACCAGGAUAUGGAGUUGCACCUUUGCUAAUGGGCCAGGCUCUGGGGACUGUUGUCAAAAGUGGACUCAGAAGGAAAGACACUUAAAGAUGCAUUUUACAUUUUUAGUAAUUCUUAAUGUCCAUCUUCAGCACCAGUGGGAAUUCAUGAACUUGGACACAUGUCCAAAAACCAUGGACAAUGCCAAGAGGCUUAGUUCUCAGGCACCUUCCCUAUGCUUCAUCUGAGGGAAAAAUCUCAAGUGCCUUAGGUCUGUGUGUCACGGAGUCUUAGCUGAGAUAAAGGAACAAACAGCAGGGAUUUCUGUUACAGUGACAAUGUGAUUGUGUUGUGCCUUAAUGCAGAGGUGGCCACAUCUUUGUGAUAAUAAAAACAAUAUUUAUGCA
Messenger RNA from Orycteropus afer afer, 3437 nucleotides. RefSeq names its product PPFIA binding protein 2 (gene PPFIBP2). NCBI's taxonomy places the organism in Eukaryota, Metazoa, Chordata, Mammalia, Tubulidentata, Orycteropodidae. Gene Ontology annotation, biological process: neuromuscular junction development. The record is from RefSeq and is a predicted model, not a curated record. Gene Ontology annotation, cellular component: presynaptic active zone. Gene Ontology annotation, molecular function: protein binding.